AUGGCGGCCGCGAUGGCGGCUGCUGCGCUCCGAGCCUGCACCACGCUCCCCGUCCCGCGCGCUGCCGGAUCUCUCUAUACGAUGAGCUGGAGAUUUCCUCUCUUUGGCUCUCAGCAGCAGCAAACAGAUCCAAAUUUCCAGGACAUCCCUACGCAGUCUUGGUACCCUCCCUCGGUUGUAGGUUCGUCUUCACGUCCAUCCACCCCUACCUCUUCUAGUGCUAGUCCACACCUAAGAGCUUCAGAUGAUCCGCAGUCUUCAUCCUGUGCGCAACCAUCUCCUGCUGAGGCUGCAGGGAUAAUUGCCCGUUUGAAGGAUAAGAGUAUUGAGGAGUUACAAAGGAUAUUGAAAGACAAAGAGGCAUAUAAUGCGUUCUUUAACUCACUUGAUCAAGUGAAAACCCAGAACAAUGUGCAUGAUGAGCUUGGAAAGGAGACAUUGCAACUUGCAAGGGAAAAUUUAGAAAAGGAGCAGUGGAUUUUGGAGCUUAGGAAUCAGUGCACAAUAAUUAGAACCACAGAACUGGCUGCUGCUCAAGACUGGCUUACUGAUUUGGAGAGGCAAAAGGAUGAUAUUAUGAGGUCCUAUUCCCCUGCCGCACUGCUCGACAAGCUCCAAACAUCAAUGGGAAAGCUGGACGAGGAGUCUGAGGAGCUGCCCCAGAAGUUCCUGGAGAAGUACAAGAAGCUCCGCACAGCUUACCACAAGCAGGCGUUGCUCCAUCUCGCCGGCCAGACAUCACUCCGCUGA
Molecule: messenger RNA, 750 nt
Organism: Miscanthus lutarioriparius
Lineage: Eukaryota; Viridiplantae; Streptophyta; Magnoliopsida; Poales; Poaceae
Source: the annotation of a GenBank genome assembly